AUGGCCGUGCCGGUGUCCGUGGCCGCGGCGGUCCCUGCCCGGGCCGGGCCCCGCCUGGCCCUGGCGCUGGGGCUGGGGGCGGGCGCCGGCCUCGGCCUCGGGCUGCUCUGGGCCCUGCGCCGCCGCUGGAGGGAGGCGGCCGCGCCGCACGGCCGCGGUACGCGCGGGGAGAGCGGCCCCGGAGCGGGCCCGGAGCGGGCUGGGCAUGGAGGGGACAGGGCUGGACAGCUCUUUCACUACCAGAUAUUAAUUUCUUUUUCCUUUUCCCUUCCUCACAGGUCCCACCUGGAAGAAACCCAGAGACUGAACCGCCGGAGGAGGUUCCCCCAUCCCAGGGAGAGAAGUGACUCCACAGGCUCCAGCUCCAUUUAUUUCACAGCCAGCUCAGGGAAUGCCAACACGGAUGAUGGAGAGAGUGAAGGGGGCUACACCACGGCCAACGCCGAGUCCGACUACGACCGGGAGUCGGAGAGGGAGAGCGAGGAAGGGGAGGAUGAAGUGAGCUGUGACACAGUGAGGACGGUGCGCCGGGAUUCCCUGGACCUGGUCACCGAGGAUGAAGCCCCUCUGGCCCUGGAUUCCUCUCUGGAGGAGGGGCUGGGGCAGCUCCUGCAGCAGGCCGACCGCCUGCACGCCGGGGACGAGCGGGACAGGAGAGAGGGGUUCCAGCUGCUCCUCAACAACAAGCUGGCGGUAAAGGUGCCUUGUGGUGUCCCUGUGCUGGGGGAGGGGAAGAAAGAGCUGGAACUUGCCUUACAGAAGUGGGAUCAAAGUGCUGAGUGCCACCAGUGGUUUGCCAUCCUUUGUGGGCAGCUGUCGGAACGUGAGAGCAUUCCCAAGCGCAUCCAGGCCGGGUGUGUUUUCAAGGAACACAUUGACAAAGCCAUUGAGCUGAAACCAGAGGACCCCCAGCUCUACUAUCUCAUGGGCAGGUGGUGUUACCAGGUUGCCCACCUGGGAUGGCUGGAGAAGAAGACGGUGUCAGCACUGUUCGAGGCUCCUCCGACGGCCACGGUGCAGGACGCGCUCCAGAACUUCCUGCGGGUCGAGGAGCUGAGCCCAGGAUUUUCCAAAGCAGGAAGAGUUUACAUUGCCAAGUGCUACAGGGACCUGGGGAACAGCACUGCUGCUGCGCUCUGGACGAGCCUCGCCUCCGAGCUGCCAGGGAGCACAAAAGAGGAUGCAGAAAGCGAGCGGGAUCUCGAGGAGAUGCGCUUGGACCACAAGGAAUAAUUCUGGAAAAAGUCAUCCCAGCGGGUACUGCAGAGACAGCAAAAUGCCAAAGGGGUUUCAUGAUCCUGACAAUUCCGAGUGCACUUCGUGGAUAAGCCAAAAGAGCUUACAGGAAAACACACCCAGCAGCACAUCCAGGAGAACAUCUUGGAUUUAGUGGGAUAAAAUCGUGGUUUGUUUUCCCUCGUACAGCACUGCAUGUGUUUGAUUUGAGGAUCCCUAAAAAUGUCACUUUCCUGAAAACAGGUGUGCGUGUGGGAGUUUAUAGGUAGAGUUUGUGACAGAGAAAUAUUUGUGGUCAUAUGUAUAUAUAUGGUAGAUAUAUGUGAGAUAUAUACUUUGUGAUAUAAAUAUAUAUAUUUAUGUAUGCACAUAUAUAUUUUAUAUCACACACUCUGCCUGUCAGACAGCCUUGCUGCUGGUCUCCCAGCUCGUUCCUGAGGAAAAUUUUUUCCAGAUUACUUGUUUCCUCUUUUCCUUAAUGAUUCAUUGACUCAGUUGAAAUAACUGAUAAUGCCUUUUGUAGAUAUUUAGGGGAGAGCAAUUUCCUAGCGGGACCAAGGAGCUUUCCUGCGCCAUCCAGGCUGGAUUUUAAGAGGUUUGUUAGUCAGAGAAGUGAGGAAUAAGAUUUUAAACUUGAGGAUUUCCUCCCAGAGAAGUUCCUCCCAUCACUCCCACGAGGCUGAAAACUUCUGUCCCUCCAAAUUGUGCUGCUGUGGUUUAGCUGGAAUAACUGAGUUUGGAGGAUAGUUAUUGAUCAGGGAUCGGGUUCCAGGAGCAGGAAUAUCCUGUGGCAGAGCUGAUGCUUCGCUGUGAUCUUCUUCUACCACUUAGCAGAUUUAUUAUCUUCCAAUUAAUUAACCUCUGGACUAAUGAGGCGACGCCGAGGAGGUGAAGCCGACGACUGACAUUUCCUCUGGCAGCUCCUGGUGACCAAGCAGGAACAGGGAAUUGUGCUGGACACUGACACAGAUGGAGAAGGAAAACCUGUCUUGAGAAAUUACCCAAAUAUUUAUCAAGGCUUCCUUGAUGCCCCUUAAAAUUCCAAUGGCAGCUACUGAACACUGAUUUUUGAGCAUCUGUUCCAUGAUGUGGUGGUUGUGAGGGGUAAAGUGAGAAAGUGUGAGAGUAAAACAUUCCUUAAAUCACCUUUUUAGUCCCUCACAUGUGUGAUGGUUUUGUUACUUCCUGAAAAUAAAAUUGGAAGGGAAACAUACAGCAAACUCGAGUGUAAAAACUUCCUGGUUUAUAGAUUUGGCAAUUUUCAGCUUUUUUUUUUUCCCCCUCUCCAAAUUAAACUCUAAAAUGUUGGUGCUGGACUCUUCCCCUGCCAACCAGGCACGUGUGCAAUUAACUGUAUUUGCUUAAAACAAUAAAAAUUGGUAUUUAUAAAUGGAAAACUAAA
Lepidothrix coronata (blue-crowned manakin) is the source of this 2638-nucleotide messenger RNA. RefSeq names its product regulator of microtubule dynamics 3 (gene RMDN3). Gene Ontology annotation, molecular function: microtubule binding. Gene Ontology annotation, cellular component: mitotic spindle pole; spindle microtubule; cytoplasm. The record is from RefSeq and is a predicted model, not a curated record. The coding region runs from base 1 to 1233 and encodes 410 amino acids. The transcript is spliced from 10 exons. NCBI's taxonomy places the organism in Eukaryota, Metazoa, Chordata, Aves, Passeriformes, Pipridae.